This is a messenger RNA of Serpula lacrymans var. lacrymans S7.9, 1993 nucleotides long. RefSeq lists its product as uncharacterized. Gene Ontology annotation, cellular component: mitochondrion. Gene Ontology annotation, molecular function: ATP binding; nucleic acid binding. The transcript is spliced from 10 exons. Bases 47 to 1714 code for a protein of 555 amino acids. NCBI's taxonomy places the organism in Eukaryota, Fungi, Basidiomycota, Agaricomycetes, Boletales, Serpulaceae. The record is from RefSeq and is a predicted model, not a curated record.
GCGCGUGCUUGUAGUAUCAUUUUCACGGUAUUCACUGGCAGAGCAGAUGCAAUCCUGGGCCAGAUUCCUUUACCCGCAUCUGAAACUCAACGUCGCACGUAACAGCACCAGAACACACAUUCGAUCCAUGCAGGUAGCAGCAUCUACGACGGUUGGCAGUAAAGCUAGACGCUCUGCCACCCGGCCCCAUCCACCACAAACAGCACCGAACCAGACUAAUGGACAAGGCGGACAAGUUGAUGCAAUGGACACGAGUCGAACACACCUCUCGACUAUGAGAUUUCGAGAUGCCCCUAUAUCUAACGCGUCCAAGGCAGGUAUCAAGCACGAAUUUUUAACAGACGUUCAAGAGGCCACGCUCAAGCUUGGUUUGAGUGGCAUAGACCUUCUUGUGCAGGCUAAGACGGGAACAGGAAAAACUGUCGCAUUCCUUCUCCCUGCUAUAGAGCGACUCGAAAAGCAAAAUUUACCACAGGAUAAGAUAUCCAUUCUUGUUAUUUCUCCUACGCGUGAACUGGCACUACAAAUCGAGAAGGAAGCCCGAGAUUUAAUUGCUCAUCGCCAACUAUGUGUUCAAAAUGCCAUCGGUGGUACAAAUAUCAACAAGGAAAAAAGUCGUAUAUUUUCCCAGCGCUGUGACAUUCUUGUUGCUACUCCCGGCCGGCUUAUUGAUCACCUACAGUCCAACAAUCUGAAACCGCGUCUAAGCAACCUCCAGACUCUCAUAUUGGAUGAAGCGGAUCGCUUACUCGACCAAGGCUUCAAACGCGAUCUUGAAACAAUCUUCUCUUUUCUCCCUGAUCGAAGACACGUUCCGCGACAAUGUAUGCUUUAUUCCGCCACAUUGAGCCAGGAGAUCAAACAGAUUGCCUCAUUAUAUCUCCACUCCAAUCAUAAGUUUGUAUCAACUUUAACGGAAGGCGAAACUAAUACCCAUAAACACGCUGCUCAAUUCUACGCUAUCGCACCAAUGUCUGAUAUCCACCCUGCUACAAUUUCCAUUCUGUUGUCCGACGCUGCGGCUCACCCUGGUUCUUCAAAGACUAUUAUCUUUUGUACAACCGCUCGCGCCACAGCAUUUGCAGCUGAAGUUGCCCGCCAAGCAGGUGGUUCGCAAAUGCCCCAAGUGUUCGAAAUCCACAGUCGCAUGUCGCAAAAUGCCCGCAUCAAAAGUGCAGACGCGUUCAAGAGUGCUACCAGCGCCGUUUUGUUCAGUUCCGACGUUACCGCGAGAGGAAUGGACUUUCCUGGCGUGACACUCGUCCUUCAAGUUGGUCUGCCAAGUUCUGCCGAACAGUAUAUUCACCGUCUAGGACGUACAGCCCGUGCUGGUGCGGGUGGCCGAGGUAUACUCUUGCUAUCUCCUCCAGAAACUUAUUUCCUCGCGAAGCGUGAGAUGAGCGCUCUGCCAAUUACGCCAUACACGUCAACCUUGUCUCUCGACGAGUUACGCACUGUAACCAACACUGUAACUACUGGCCUUGACCCGAAGAUCAAAGGACAAACCUAUGCCGCAUGGCUAGGGUUUUACAAGAGCUACUGCAAGCCAAUGAAGUGGUCACCCGCGCAGCUCGUUAUAGAAGCUAACAAAUAUGCACGAGAAGUGUUAGGAUGGGAAGGGAAGCUCCCACCUCCCCUUGCCAGGAGAACGGUUGGCAUGAUGGGCCUAAAGGGCGUACCUGGACUCAAUAUUGUCGCGAAGCUAGAAGAUUGACAGAUAGGUUCGUAAAAUGUGUGCCCACCACAAUCAGUCUUGGUACAGUCUCAAUGGACUCGACAUAGAAUGCACUUAUUAUAGUGUAAUAGAUUGCUCGUGUUUUCCUUCCCAUCAAUAAAUCACCAUUCUUACGCUGGAAUUAUGUUUGCUACAUGGUAUGAGCUAAAGCAUGAUGAUUGAGAUAUUUACACGAGAUCUGAGAGAAUUACUGCUAUGAAACCAUUUACUGAAACAAGUUAGAAGUCAUCGUCGUCAAAAUCCCGUCUGCGUUGGUAC